Messenger RNA from Clarias gariepinus (North African catfish), 1815 nucleotides. It is a transcript of the gene nt5dc3, whose product is annotated as 5'-nucleotidase domain containing 3. The record is from RefSeq and is a predicted model, not a curated record. Gene Ontology annotation, molecular function: 5'-nucleotidase activity. NCBI's taxonomy places the organism in Eukaryota, Metazoa, Chordata, Actinopteri, Siluriformes, Clariidae. The transcript has 14 exons. The coding region runs from base 93 to 1784 and encodes 563 amino acids.
CAGACUCAGAGCCGCCACUUCAGCUCCACACGGGUCCGGAUCCCCGGAGCUCCCGCCACCCGGAACACUGCCGCUAGUCUACAGUUAGAGCCAUGCCGGUGUUGUCUUUGCCCCUGUGUCGGCUGCUCAGGCCCCGGGGGUGUAACAGCAAGCUGUUUAAGCGGGUGAAGGCGCUCUACACGGCGUGUGCAGCUCCGGCUCUCGGCUCCAGCGGGAGGAUCUGUCACCCAGAGCCGGGACACGCGCUGUCAGCGGCCGGCAUGUGCACCAGCGAGCCGCGGGGAGACACCACCGACUGGCUGUGGUCUGUGUACAACCAAACGAAACGGCACACUGAAGGUUUAAUCCCAACGAUCUCAAACAACUUUGUGAAACCGGAUACCAUUUUCGCCAACAACGAGAUGAGCUUGCAGGACAUUGAGAUCUACGGUUUUGACUACGACUACACCUUGGCCUUUUACUCCAGCCAUCUCCACACUCUGAUCUUCAAUGUGGCUCGAGAUAUUCUCAUCCAACAGCACAGGUACCCAGAAGGAUUGAAGUCCUAUAACUACAUCCCUGAUUUUGUGGUUCGGGGGCUUCAUUAUGACGUUCAGAAGGCUUUACUGAUGAAGAUCGAUGCUUUUCACUACAUCCAGCUAGGAACAGUUUACAGGGGUCUUCACCCUGUACCAGACAAAGAAGUCAUUGCUAUGUACGAGGGUUCUCAUGUACCUCUGGAAAUCAUGAGUGACUUUUAUGGCAAGAGCUCACAUGGACUCACUAUGAAACAGUUCAUGGACAUCUUCUCACUGCCAGAGAUGACCUUGCUGUCGUGCGUCAAUGAUUACUUCAUGAAGCACAACAUUGACUAUGAGCCUGUGCAUCUCUACAAAGACGUCAAGGAGGCCAUAAGAGAUGUCCAUGUGAAGGGAAUCAUGUAUCGAGCUGUGGAAGCGGAUAUCGAGAAGUAUAUCUGUUACGGUGAACAGACCCAUGCUGUUUUAAAAAAGCUUUCAACAAAUGGAAAGAAAAUGUUUCUGAUCACAAACAGCCCCUUUGAUUUUGUAGAUCGAGGAAUGAACUUCAUUGUCGGAAAAGACUGGCGGGAUUUAUUCGAUGUCGUCAUAGUGCAGGCCGACAAGCCAAGUUUUUUCAAUGACCGUAGAAAGCCAUUCCGACGAGUUACUGAAAAAGGAAUGUUGCUAUGGGACAGAAUACACCACCUCGAGAAGGGGCAGAUUUAUAAGCAGGGAAACCUGUAUGAGUUCCUGAGACUCACGGGCUGGAGGGGCUCGAGGGUUUUAUAUUUUGGAGACCACAUCUACAGUGACCUUGCUGACCUGACCCUGAAGCAUGGUUGGAGGACAGGGGCCAUCAUCCCUGAGCUACGGAAGGAGAUCAAGAUCAUGAACACGGAGGAAUAUGUACACACCAUGACAUGGCUGCAGAGUCUGACCAAUCUGUUGGAGCAGAUGCAGGUGCACCGAGACUCUGCCUCACAAUCAGUGAUUGAGCAGUGGAUCAGAGAGAGGGAGGACCUCAGGUUUCAGUCGAAGAACAUGUUCAACAGUCAGUUUGGCAGUCUGUUCCGCACGUGCCACAACCCGACAUAUUUCUCCCGCCGCCUCUCACGCUUUGCAGACAUCUACAUGGCCUCCCUCAGCUGCCUGCUCAACUACGACCUGCAGCACACGUUCUAUCCGCGCCACACUCCGCUGCAACAUGAGGUCUCGUUCGGGCCAGAGCAGUCCAGCAUAGCCAUUAACACUCCCUUUCAGAACCAUCGUACAGGCUCAGACUAAAUAACAGGACUAAUAACAUGGUAUUAUUUUA